Molecule: messenger RNA, 2442 nt
Organism: Pygocentrus nattereri (red-bellied piranha)
Lineage: Eukaryota; Metazoa; Chordata; Actinopteri; Characiformes; Serrasalmidae
Gene: msh5
Product: mutS homolog 5
Exons: 24
Coding region: 1-2442 (813 amino acids)
Biological process (GO): mismatch repair; chiasma assembly
Cellular component (GO): nucleus
Molecular function (GO): ATP binding; mismatched DNA binding; ATP-dependent DNA damage sensor activity
Source: RefSeq, a predicted model, not a curated record
AUGACUGAGGAGAUUUAUGUUAACCUUGUGAGAGGUGACGUGUCAUCCCGUGCUGCUAGUUUGAACGGAGACGAAAAUGAGGGACCAUCUGAGGUAUUUCUCAGCGUGGUUGUUCACCAGUGUCAGGUUGGUCUCAGUUUCUAUGACAGUAGAGACUGUACCCUGCAUUUCAUGCCUGACACGGUGGAUAACCGGGAUCUUCACCUGCUGGACAGAGUGAUUCAGGAGAUCAGUCCUCACGUCGUCAUCACAAGUGCGAAGCAGGAGCGAAACAUGGCCGAGUUUAUCAAAAGACUUGGAUCAAAUCCAGACUACAGACCAGAAAUUGUGGUGUAUCCCAGUGCUGACUUUGGGCUGGAGGUCAGUAAACAAAGGCUCAUGUCAGCACAUCUCCCUUUUCUUCCUGCAUCCGUCACUGAGAAAGAACGAAUCCCGUAUCUGUCCUCCUGCAUCUCGCUUGACUCGGUGACAAUGCUGAGGAGCAUAGGAGGGCUCCUGAAAUGUCUGGACAGGAGAAGAGUUGGGGUUGAACUGGAGGACAGCAGUGUGGGGGUUCCCAUAUUACAGUUACUUGCCUACACACUAACUGAUGUGGUAUACAUGGACAGAGACACAUACAGCGUUCUCCAGAUUUUCAAAGCAGAGCUGCACCCUUCUGUGUACAAGCUCCAGUCUGGAGUGAAGGAGGGUCUGAGCCUCUUCGGUAUACUGAAUCACUGCAGAUGCAAGUAUGGCUCCAAACUUUUACGGCAGUGGUUCCACAGGCCCACCAGAGACAUGAACGUGUUGAGGAGAAGACAGGAGGUGGUUCGUUUCUUUACGUCUCCUCGAAACUCUGAUGUUAUGAACACACUGCAGAACUUCCUGCGCAACAUCAGGAAUAUUCCGACUUUGCUAUACAAAAUGUCUCUGUCUCAUACCAAAGGCAGUGACUGGAGGAAUCUCUACAAGACUGUGUACAGUGCUGUGGGGAUCAGAGACACAGUACGGUCUCUCCCGCAGACCAUCCAGCUCUUUCGAGAGAUCAGUAAAGACUUUACAGAUGACCUCGACUACAUCGCCACACUCAUCAGCAAAGUGGUGGAUUUUGAAGGGAGUUUUGCCGAGAACCAUUUCACCAUUAGGCCAAAUGUUGACCCUGCCAUUGAUGAAAAGAAAAGAAGGAUGAUGGGCUUGUCAGACUUUCUGACAGAUGUGGCCCGAGCUGAGCUGGAGAAUCUGGACUCUCGUUUUUCUACAUGCAGCGUCAUUUACAUCCCUCUGAUCGGGUUCCUUCUUUCAGUACCACGGCUGCCUGACAUGGUGGAGAAGGAGAACUUUGAGAUUGCAGGCCUUGAUUUUAUUUUUGUGUCAGAAGAACGGCUUCAUUAUCGCAGUGCUAGGACUAAAGAGCUGGACGACAUGCUGGGUGACCUGCACUGUGAUAUCAGAGACAUGGAGACAGCAGUGAUGACGCAGCUCCAAGCUGCUGUGCUGCAGCGCAGCAACUGUCUCUACAAAAUUCUGUCCCGGUGUGCUGAGCUCGACUGUCUUAUGGCAUUGGCAAAGGCCUCCCAGGACUAUGGCUACUGCUCCCCUACACUGACACCACACAGCAGACUGAUGCUGCAUCAAUCCCGGCAUCCUCUACUAGAGCUAUGCACACCAGUAUUUGUGUCAAAUCCAUGCAUCAGUUCUGAGACUGAGGGAAAAGUGAAGGUGCUAACAGGGCCAAACUCUUCUGGCAAGAGCAUAUACCUAAAACAGGUUGGAUUGAUUGUGUUCAUGGCCCUGAUUGGCUCUGAUGUGCCUGCAAAAGAGGCUGAGAUCGGUCUGGUAGAUGCCAUCUUCACUCGUAUGCAUAGUCGUGAGUCUGUGUCCGUGGGCUUGAGCACCUUCAUGAUAGAUCUAAACCAGAUGGCUCAGGGUUUGAACCACAGCACUGGUAUGUCCCUUGUGCUAGUGGAUGAGUUUGGCAAAGGAACCAAUACGGUUGAUGGUUUAUCACUCCUGGCUGCGUGUUUGAAUCACUGGUUAUGCAAAGCUCCAGCUGAGUGUCCUCUCGUUUUUCUUGCGACAAACUUUCACAGUGUUCUGCAGCUGGGCCUCCUGCCUUGCUCUCAACUGCUCUCCCUGCUGACAUUAGAGACUACUGUAGAUGGGGAGGAGUUGGUCUUUCUUUACCAGCUGAGAGAGGGUAUUUGCCAGUCCAGCUAUGCUGCAAACAUUGCCACACUGGCUGGCCUGCCACCUGCUCUGGUGCAGAGAGGAGUGGAGGUAUCAGAUUUAUAUAGAACCGGAAGGACCAUCAAGAGGAUUGACCAGCCCUCAAGUAAUGAACAAAUCAGCAGAUGUGAAAGAGUGGUGGAGAAGUUCCUCACCCUUGAUCUGGAUGACCCUUCAGUGGACUUACAGGACUUUUUGAAAGAGGAGCUGCUGCCAACUGUUGGAGAAGUACUGUAA